AUGACUAGCAAGCAAGCAAUGAACCAGAAUACUUACAUUACAUGCAGUAAAAAACCGAAAUUUAAAAUAUCCAGUGUACAAACAGCUUGUACAUUUAACGCGUGCGGGAAUCUUCUCUCCAAAAGUGGCUUAAAAGACUUGAAAUAUAAUGGCACUCAACAAUUUAAUAACGAAAAAGAAAACUGGGUUUCAGACUUUAAGACAAUGGCUAAACAUCAUAAAACAGAUGAUGUCAUGUGUUCUAUUAAUCACAAAUAUUAUCGACGACCAAUUAUACCAUUUUUAGUACCAAAAACACAAAAUGUAGAGAUUCCAGAACGCUUUGAUCAUGAUAUUCUAAAUGACGUAGUAAGAAAUGCACAGAAACAAUGUUAUGCAUUUUCAUCCAAGCCAGAACUGUACAGAAAUAUGGAAACUCAAACAGAUUAUCGAGAUAGUGAUACACAAACUGUACCAUGGGACCCACCAUAUAAGAUUAAACCAGGGCAUGAUCCUGAAGUAUUGACAAUAGCCCAUUUAACUUGGAACCAAGGAUUACCACCUGGAGUUCACGAGUUAGAAGUUAUUAACAGAAUGAGAAUGAAAAAGAAAUGGGAAAUGAUUCUGCCCCCUGUGGAUACACCAGCUAAUAUACAAAUGCGAGUAGCUAUUUUAACGGCAAUCGAAGUAGAUGAAUGGGCAUUUAGAGAAGCAGAGAUUCAAGCAAUAAUGGAUCAUAGACUUGAAUUAAUGGACAAAAUAACUAGAACUCAUGAAUCUGAGAAAGAAUUAAAGAUACAAGGUCGUUUCAAUAGAUUGAAAGAUACUUUAUCUAAACGUAAAGACAAACAAGUAAAUUCUGUUAGGCAUAAUCUUAGAAGGAACUUAAGGAAACUUCAUAAAAAACAUUACCAAAAAUCACGAUCCGGUAAACGUGACAUUAUUAAAGAACAUGCCGAUCCAGCAUCUGAAAUAUAUGCACCACAAAUGCUGUAUGGAGAACAUCCACAGAGGAGACAUGAAAUAAUAAAUAAAGAGUUACUGAAAGACAGAGUUAUUGAAGAUGCAGAGAAAAUGAAUACAUUGCCUAGUUGGCUACCACAACUUGACGAAUUGAAAACAAUUAGGCCAAAGCCUAAAUCAUUUGACCUUUGCAUUAGAAAAACAAGAUGGACAGAGGAGAAAUUGAAACAGUUGUACAAUGACUUAAAGGCAAUGAGACUAAAUGUAGAACAAAUAGAAACACCAACAUUAUUGAAACGCAAAUAUAAGCCACCGUCUUUGCCUUCCACACCAUAUAAGAAGCAUACAGAAGAUAUACAAGACCUACACUUAGACCAAUUGUCUAUGCUUAUUCAAAAGAUAGUUAGAGGAAGAGCAAUUCAGUGUAUGAUGUUUGAAGGUCGUAAUAGGUGCAGAGAAUUGAUUGAAGAAUUGCAAUCGUCUCACGGAAUGGAGGAAGAAAGUAAAAAGCGACGUCAAAAAGAAAGAGAGCGCGUAAUGGAAUUAUUACGCUUACAGAAUGAUAGAUCUAUACAAGAGGAUCGUCUGUGUGAAGUCCUUAACUCUUUAGAAGGAAUGACUCUUUCAGCAAUGUUAAAUUUCCUUAGCAAAGAAUUAUUAAGACUGGAAGAUGAACGUCGAAUACACGCUUUCGCAUUAUUGGCUGAACGAGAGAGAGCUAUGAGAGAAGCGGCAGAAGCUGGACGGCGUCAGUUAGAAUAUAAUCGGCGUAGAGAAUUCGAUGAAAUGUUUAGACAAGUUAUAAAAGUCCAUCAAGAAUCUGUGGAAACCUACUUACAGGAUGUUAUAAAAGAAGGCAUCGAAUGGGUAUCCGAUAAAGCAGCCAAAGAACAUAUUGUGAACUUAUGCGAUAAAGUGGAUAAAAUAGCAAAAUAUGCAGAUGACAAUGCAACUAGAAUAGCAGAAGAAGAACUAGUGGCAAACAUGAUUUAUAACUUUGUGUUACCUGAAGUGGAAAAAAAUACUGUACGAAAAAAUAUAAGAAUGAAACAGCAAAGUUAUUUGCAACAUGCACACGCAGCCAUUUACGAUGAAGUAGUGCGUUUACCACCUAUCGAAAAUGCAAGUGCAUCUAAUGAUACAUCAGACAACAUACACGAGGAAAACUCUAAGGAACUAUGCAUCAACACGAGUUCAACUGAAGUAUCAGAUGUGGAAAAUCUUUCACAAGAUUCUGCAGCAGUUUCCAUUACAGAUGCCCAAUCAAAAUCUGUAAAUGUAACUUUUUUAAAUGAUGUUGCAUCAAUUUUGGAAAGUAUCCUAUCAUAUCUUGGUGAUACAUAA
Messenger RNA from Dufourea novaeangliae, 2286 nucleotides. RefSeq names its product protein MAATS1-like. NCBI's taxonomy places the organism in Eukaryota, Metazoa, Arthropoda, Insecta, Hymenoptera, Halictidae. The record is from RefSeq and is a predicted model, not a curated record. The transcript has 11 exons. Bases 1 to 2286 code for a protein of 761 amino acids.